AUCUCGGAAUGAAAAUAAAAUGGAUACACAAAGUGCGGAGGAGGAAAAUUUGUUUCCUUUUUUGUUGAGAGUGAUAAGAAGAAUUUCAUAACAAAUUUCCUUAAAUUGAAAUGAUUUAAGUAAGAAAUCGUACUGCGCCGGAAACCACGAAUUGUGAUUUUGAGUCAAGAGGAUGGAGGAUUAAUUAGGAGGAUCAAAAGUUUAAAAACAGGAAAAAAUGGAGCAACAAGAAGAAUGCAGAACGAGAAGAAUUCAACCUGUUCGACGUUUUCCAAACGAUUACAAAUCAGAAGGUCAAUCACCACGACUUAUUUUUAUUUUUUUAGCAAAUACGAUGCCUGGCCCACAGUCACAAGUGAAUGUAAGUCGAUCGACAAUUUCCAUUGCAAUUUAUUUGAUGUCAGAAGUCGUUCUGACGAUGGAGGUCGAAAAGCAAGUUACUGUUCAACAAUGUAUGAAUAUAGUUCAAUCAGAUGCAGAAUUGGCAUUGGCAAGGACUCCUCCAAUUAUUGGACAACCAGUUUUUGCACUCUGGCUCUGUUCUUCUCAACUGGAAGUUCAAUUAAAACCAUCACAUAGGCCACUUCAACUAGCAGCAAAAUGGUCAAGAUUAGUGAAAAAAUAUGGAUUUCAAACAGGGGCAGAUGAUGGAGAGCCGGUACUUUAUUUCAGAAGAAAUGUUUUUCUAACAAGACAUGAAGAGGAGUUAAUUAAGGAACCAAAAGUCCUGGAACUACUUUAUGCUGAAGCGAGACAUAACGUUUUGGAAGGAAGGUAUCCAUGUGAAGGACAAGCAAGAUAUGCAAGUUUGGGUGCCUUGCAAGCUCGAAUAGAACUUGGACCUUAUAAUUCCCAAACCCACACCCUUGCAUUCUUUCGAAAACAUCGAGGAAGAUUUUUACCCCACCAUUAUAAUUCGCCAAAUUUUUUAUUAGGACUUGGAUUCGGUUUGGGCCUAGUGGGUGGAAAAGGGGCGCCGGAAGCGAGACUUUUGGAACAAUAUAAAAGAAUUCCUAGUCACACUGGAAUGAAUACAAAUUCUAGAAAAUUGAUAAGAAAAUAUUUAGAAUUUUGCUGGGGUUUGCCUAGUUAUGGGGCUGCAUUUUUUCAAGGUCAAAUUGAACGACCGGUUAGGGGCUUGGCAUCCUGGAUUACAAAUCGAGACCUUGCUGUUUUGAUUGCAAUUAAUACUACUGGUGUUUAUAUUGUUGAUGAUGCUCAGUGUAGCCUUAUGUUGGGACUCAAAUAUUCCGAAUUGAGUUGGGAAAUGGCAAAACCUUCGGAUGAAGGAAAUCCCGACUGUCUGCCUUGUCUUUUUCUUCAAUUUCCGGUUCGAGAAAAUGGAACUCGUGUUUAUAAAAUUCUACAAGUAUUUUCAAAACAAGCGAUUAUGAUGGACACUCUUAUUUCUGGUUUCGCCGAGGAAAGUCGGAAAAUGGAAUCUAAUAGUGAAAAUCUUAAUCGAGUCCAAAAUGGAUCAGUCGUGCCUAAUGUUGGGAGCUUUACGAACAAACUCAGCAAAUUUGCCCUCGCCACUUUCGACGACGAAGGUCGCUGCAUCGGACAAAUGGGCUCUUGGUCUUUCCAAUAACACCAAUAUUAUUAUGUUAAAAAUUACACACAAAAAAACAUACA
Messenger RNA from Belonocnema kinseyi, 1635 nucleotides. RefSeq names its product FERM domain-containing protein 8 (gene Bili). Gene Ontology annotation, cellular component: plasma membrane; cytoskeleton. The transcript is spliced from 8 exons. The coding region runs from base 218 to 1591 and encodes 457 amino acids. The record is from RefSeq and is a predicted model, not a curated record. Gene Ontology annotation, biological process: negative regulation of canonical Wnt signaling pathway. Lineage: Eukaryota; Metazoa; Arthropoda; Insecta; Hymenoptera; Cynipidae.